AUGAAAUUUAUUAGAAUUUUAAUAAUUUUAAUCGUUAAUGCGAUAUUUUGGAGUUCAAUUAAUUCUGUUAAGAAUAAUAAAGAUAAAAAGGAGUUGACUAGAGUUGAGGAAAUCUCUAAGGAUUUAACUAAUAAUAAGGUGUUUAACGAUGGGUUAAAAUCAUCGAUCGAUCCCCAAAUUCAACUGUUAAAACCAAAAUCUAAAAUUGCGAAUAAGGGCAUAACUAUAAGUAACGAAGAAAAAAAGUUUGAGAAAAAUGAGUAUAUGAAAAGUUACUGGCGAAAAAAUAAGGAAAAAAGGCGAGAAUUUGAUAGAAAAUACUACCAAAAAAAUAAGGAGAAGAAGCGAGAAUAUGAUCGAAAAUACCAAAAGGAGCGAGAACGGAAUCGAAAAUACCGAGAAAAGAUGAAAAAUAAAAAAGAAAACUUAAAAAAUGUUGAUCCACAAGUAGGGAAUGUUCAUUCUGAUAAUAAUGAAGGAAGUUCUUUUGUUCGGAAUGAUUUUAGAGAUAAAGGUAAAUUGCCAAUCGUUUAUGAAGAGGGCAUUCAGCAUGAAGAAGGAAAUCUUUUGAACCAAGAGGAGGAAGAAUGUAGCGAAAAAGAAACCAAUUUGGAUGAGCAAAAUCAAUCGGUGGUUGAAGAGGCAAACAUGAAUCAGAUAAAUUUAAAUGUGUAUCCUUUUGACCUGAACAAGAAACCUGAGGGCGAAGAUGAGGAUUUUUAUUAA
This is a messenger RNA of Meloidogyne enterolobii, 726 nucleotides long. NCBI's taxonomy places the organism in Eukaryota, Metazoa, Nematoda, Chromadorea, Rhabditida, Meloidogynidae. The record is from the annotation of a GenBank genome assembly.